GUUCAAUUUUGGUAAACAAAUGAAGACAUUCGAUUCUUUUGAAACUUCAUCUACUACUAAAUUUUCGCUUUUAAAAGUAAAUUAGGUAAUUAAUAUCAAUCAUAUAGAAAAUGGAGCACGAGUCUCCUCUGAAACAAAUCUUAAACAGUCCAUUGAAGUUGUCAGUAGCUUUACCGCAAACAUCUCAUGUAGUGCCAAGCGGACCACAAGAAGCUAUAAAUUCAGUGAAGAUUCAAAAUUGUGUCGCAAGUGUUUCGUUAGGAUGUGAACUGAAUCUGCAAACAAUUAACUUCAGAACAAGAAACUCUGAAUAUAAUCCACAAAGAUUUCAUGGGGUUGUUAUGCGAAUACGAGAACCACGAUGUACCUCAUUGGUGUUCCGUUCAGGAAAAUUAGUAUGUACAGGAGCAAGAAAUGAACAUGAUGCACACCUUGCAGCUAGAAAAUUUGCUCGGAUAAUACAAAAAUUAGGUCAUAAUGUUAAGUUCAUUGAUUUCAAGGUUCAGAAUUUAGUUGCAACAGUUGAUCUCAAAUUUCCUAUUCGCUUGGAAAACCUGAAUCAAAUGCACGGACAGUUUUCCUCAUAUGAACCCGAACUGUUUCCUGGGCUCAUCUACAGAAUGGUCAAACCAAGAAUUGUUCUUCUUAUAUUUGUUAACGGAAAGCUUGUGUUUACUGGUGCAAAAUCAAAAGCAGAAAUAGCCGAAAGUCUUGAAAAUAUUUAUCCAAUACUUCACAGUUUCCGUAAGAACUAAAAAAUGCUGAAAUGAUUAGGUACUUUACUUAAAUACAUUUUGUAAAUUUGAUUGAAAAAUAUGAAUACGUGUUUUAUUAUCAGAAGUUAUUUUUACAGACUCAAUUCUAUGAGUCAUUUAAUGAUUAAAUCAUGCAUCAACCUCCAUCUGCUGGUUAGAGUUACGAUAUUUGUUCUGUAAAAAAUCCUUGUUUUGGAUUAAAACAGAUAUUCAAGUGAUCUUCAAGGAAAAGCAAAAAUGUAAAGAAUUCAUAAUAAAAUUUUAUUCUCUAAUCAACUCAAA
Messenger RNA from Clunio marinus, 1037 nucleotides. Lineage: Eukaryota; Metazoa; Arthropoda; Insecta; Diptera; Chironomidae. The record is from the annotation of a GenBank genome assembly.